GCUCCAGCGCUUUCAAGUAUAAAACUCAUGUUUUCGCGAAAGGGUUUGUAGCUUAGUUGGUUAAGAGCGUUCAACCAUGCACCGGAGGUCGUGAUUUUGAUUCCCGUUCUCUCGUUAUGCUGUGUGAAAAGGAAGAAAAAAAAAAAAAAAAAAAAGCUCAUUUUUUGUUCUGUGUCUGCAGAUCUAUGCUGAUUUGCUGGUUUGAAAAUCUUAGAUCUGCAAAUAACUGCUUCCAACUGAAGAAAUCUAGCACUCAAAGUUGAAAUUUUACCAGAGCCAUGGAUCUUGAGAGAAUUAAGUGUUGGGACGCUUCAAAGAAGGAUUCUUGGAAGAAUGUUAUGCUCUUGGCCUACCAGAGCCUUGGAGUAGUGUAUGGUGACCUGAGCAUUUCCCCUCUCUAUGUUUACAAGAGCGCAUUUGCAGAAGACAUUCAACAUUCGGAUACGAAUGAAGAGAUUUAUGGUGUACUUUCUUUUGUCUUCUGGACUCUUACUUUAGUUCCGCUGGUCAAGUAUGUCUUUAUAGUCCUUCGAGCUGAUGAUAAUGGAGAGGGUGGUACAUUUGCACUGUAUUCACUGAUAUGUAGGCACGCAAAAGUAAGCCUUCUCCCCAACCGCCAGCUUGCUGAUGAGGCACUUUCUACUUAUAAAUUGGAGCACCACCCAGAGAAGGAAAAAAGUUCGAGGGUGAAAGUUGUACUCGAGAAGUGCAAGACCUUGCACACUGCCUUGCUAAUUCUUGUUCUUCUUGGAACUUGUAUGGUAAUUGGCGAUGGAGUGCUCACUCCAGCAAUUUCAGUCUUUUCUGCGGUGUCUGGCCUGGAAUUAUCCAUGUCCAAGGAGCAUCACCAGUAUGCUGUGGUUCCAAUUACUUGUUUCAUAUUGUUGUGUUUAUUUGCACUUCAACACUAUGGCACCCAUCGAAUCGGAUUCCUUUUUGCACCAGUGGUGUUGGCAUGGCUUCUGUGCAUCAGUGCUCUUGGCUUGUAUAAUAUAAUCCACUGGAACCGGUAUGUCUAUCAUGCUCUGUCUCCGUAUUACAUGUUCAAGUUCUUGAGGAAGACAAGGAUAAGUGGCUGGAUGUCUUUGGGUGGAAUAUUGCUGUGCAUAACAGGCUCGGAGGCAAUGUUUGCUGAUCUUGGCCACUUCUCAUAUAAUGCCAUUCAGGUUGCUUUUACCUUUUUGGUUUAUCCAGCUCUUAUAUUGGCAUAUAUGGGGCAGGCUGCUUACUUAUCGCAGCAUCACCACAGCAGUCACCGGAUCAGCUUUUAUGUCUCGGUUCCAGAAACUGUGAGAUGGCCCGUGCUUGUACUAGCCAUUCUUGCUUCUGUUGUGGGAAGCCAAGCAAUCAUCAGCGGAACAUUUUCUAUCAUAAACCAGAGCCAAUCAUUAAGUUGUUUUCCGAGAGUCAAGGUCGUCCACACUUCUGACAAGGUACAUGGCCAGAUAUACAUUCCCGAGAUCAAUUGGAUGCUCAUGAUCCUCUGCAUUGCAGUGACCAUUGGAUUUAGAGACACAAAACACCUAGGAAAUGCUUCUGGGCUAGCAGUGGUGACGGUUAUGUUGGUUACCACAUGCCUCACCUCCUUGGUGAUUGUCAUUUGUUGGCACAAGCCACCUAUUGUAGCCCUUUGCUUCCUAAUCUUCUUUGGCUCCAUUGAAUUGCUCUACUUCUCAGCUUCGCUCACCAAGUUCCGAGAGGGUGCCUGGCUUCCCAUCCUUCUUGCGCUGUUCCUCAUGACUAUCAUGUUUGUAUGGCACUAUGCAACCAUCAAGAAGUAUGAAUAUGACCUCCACAACAAGGUUUCAUUAGACUGGCUUCUAGCUUUGGGUCCAAGCCUGGGAAUCGCUCGGGUCCCUGGCAUUGGCCUAGUGUUCACAGAUCUCACCUCCGGCAUUCCUGCUAACUUCUCCCGCUUUGUAACCAACCUCCCUGCUUUCCACCGCGUCUUAGUUUUCGUGUGUGUAAAAUCAGUCCCUGUCCCUUAUGUGCCACCUGCUGAGCGUUACUUGGUGGGUCGCGUUGGUCCUGCAGCUCAUCGGUCCUACAGGUGCAUUGUUCGUUAUGGAUACCGUGAUGUCCAUCAAGAUGUUGACUCCUUUGAGACAGAACUAGUUGAAAGGCUGGGUGAUUUCAUCCGAUAUGACUGGUGUCGAACACAGAGAACUAGCUCCUGCACUGAGGAUAAUGCAUCAAGGUCUACUGACACAAGCGAGUGUAGACUAGCUGUCAUUGGAACAGUAGCAUUUUCUGGUGCAUCAGCUUAUGAGAUGGAGGAGACUCUACCAGCAAGUGUAUCUGUUGGUUUCCCAACUGUAGAAAGCAUAACAGACGUUAUUGAGAUGGAACUGGUUGAAAGAAGAGUGAGGUUUGCCAUCGACGAGGAGUCUCAGCCCGACACCCAGCCUGAGAAUACAACGCUGAUACGCGAAGAGCUUGGGGAUCUCUACGCAGCUCAAGAGGCUGGGACUGCAUUUAUACUUGGGCACUCACACGUUAAAGCGAAGCAAGGCUCGUCGUUUAUGAAGAGAUUCGCCAUUAACUUCGGUUAUAACUGCCUGAGGAGGAAUUGCCGGGGGCCAGACGUGGCGCUGAAGGUCCCGCCGGCGUCUCUUCUCGAGGUUGGCAUGGUUUAUAUUGUGUAGACCAGACGGACAUGUUACCUACCGAAAUAGCUUUGUCUUUGUUUCACUCAUGUCAUAGUCUCAUUGAUGAAAUUGGCUACCAGAAAGUUGUAAAGGUUACUCUUUUCUUGAGUGGAUAUGAGGCUUGACCCGUUA
Pyrus x bretschneideri (Chinese white pear) is the source of this 2780-nucleotide messenger RNA. Its product is annotated as potassium transporter 2. NCBI's taxonomy places the organism in Eukaryota, Viridiplantae, Streptophyta, Magnoliopsida, Rosales, Rosaceae. Gene Ontology annotation, biological process: potassium ion transmembrane transport. Gene Ontology annotation, molecular function: potassium ion transmembrane transporter activity. The record is from RefSeq and is a predicted model, not a curated record. The coding region runs from base 279 to 2645 and encodes 788 amino acids. Gene Ontology annotation, cellular component: plasma membrane. The transcript has 10 exons.